This is a messenger RNA of Cladocopium goreaui, 2739 nucleotides long. The record is from the annotation of a GenBank genome assembly. NCBI's taxonomy places the organism in Eukaryota, Dinophyceae, Suessiales, Symbiodiniaceae.
AUGCACCAGCUGGUGCUUCUGUCAAUCCUCGGAUUCCUGGAAGCCAGGUCUGCCUUCACUUCCGACAAUUCCUUGAAGGCUCUGCUUUUUUGGCCGGUGGACAGCGCCAACCGGACACAGGAAAAUGUCGUACGUAAUGUGGCGUAUGCACGCCGCAUGGGAGGACGUCAAUGCUGCGAUGUGAUGCUGGCGCAUUACAAGGGAACCUCCGAUGACUGGAACAAAGAGUGGUACCUGAGCGAAGUGACGAACAGCUUCCACAAAAGCGGCUAUAAAUUCAAGUUCCUGCAAGCAUAUCGAGAGGAAUGGCAGCAGAAGUACGAAUUCGUUUGGGCGCUUGACAGUGACAUUGACUUCACCGGGGUGAACCUGGUGGAACUGUUCGACUUAGCUCGUUCCUCCGGCUCCUUGAUCGUUGGGCCGACCUUCGCGGGAGAGCAGGCGUGGAAGACCUAUGCCACGGAUUUGAUGGCACACAAGGCGCUGUUGCGGAGCGACAACAAAGAAGACCACGAGAUCAAUGUGCUCGGAAAGCCAGAUCCACGUUGCAUGAUGCGGCACACGGACUUUGUGGAGAUGACGGCGCCCCUGUUGUCAUCUUUGGUUUUGCCACUGAUUCUGAAGGAUUGUACAGACUGUAUCCAUGACAAUGCAGAAUGGGGUCUGGACAGGGUCUGGUGCGAAAUGGCAUCUGAGCGCUUCUCUGUUUCUGCCUGCACCCUGCUGGACGCCACGCCUGUGCGCCACUUGGAUUGGCACACGGCCAAAGUGACCCCCGCCUUCAAAGACGCCGAGAAGAAGGUGAAAGCCAAGCCCGGAACGCCCAGCAGCCUGUGGAUGGUGAUGGGCAUGGUGGAGAUGGAUCAAAAGGUACGGGAAAUACUGGGCCCAAGUGAGAAACCUGGAUCGACGGCCAUGGCAAUACCAGGGAGAGGUGAGAUGCAGCGUAGGUCUUCACGGAUUCAACUUCAAGGUGUCAAGGCUCACAAUGCCGAAUCCAAGGGCGGAAAAAGUGACAUCGACUUCACCGGAGUGAACCUGGUGGAACUGUUCGACUUAGCUCGUUCCUCCGGCUCCCUUUCCCCCGAUCAGAUGCUCCGGUCCGUCUUCCACUUUGCCGGCAGAGCCAAGCCAGCGCUGCAUGGGGGACUUCUAGUAGUGCUUCUAGUCUUGGCCCCCGCUACACGUGCAGCAUUUCCUCACAGCGGCACGGACGUGAGUUCCAUGGAAGAUCUUCUUUCAGAUUUGCAGUACGGUCCACAGGCCGUGCGCAAGAUCAUGGCGAUGCUUGGGCCCAAAUGGGACGGUCCUGUGACUUGGCCUCCAGGAAAAACAGUCAAGAUCGCCUUCCACGAGGUGGAUACCGGGAAAGAGCCCAAGAUUUUUGUGUGGAAACCAGAAAGUGAAGUUUCUUUUCGUGAGAUCAUCAUGAAACAAGCCGCCAUUCGAGACUUUGAGAUUUCCUAUCAGGACAAAGAUGGAGACAGGGUGCAAUUAGAUGCCACAAAGUCUGCCAUUGAAGCAUUCCUUUCCGAUCACAGCCAUCACCCGAGCCCCAAGCUCCUGGUUGUGUGGCGCCCGCCCACGACUGGCGAGACCAUCCAAAGCACAGUCAAGAAAGCCAAAAACUGGUUGAUUGGAGGGGGUGGUGCCACAGAUCAAGCUGUGCAAGAUGCACAGGAGAAGGUGGCGAAGCAGGGUGGAAAGAUCGCUAUGAGCUCUGGUUCGGGGCGAAGCUUGGUUGAUCACAAGGGCUACCGGAAAGAGCUUUGGCCAGCGGCAGUGAAAGGGCUAGCAAAACAGAUGGGACUUUCCAAAGAUCAAAGAGAAGCACUCCAGAGUGCGGGACUUUGCGAAGAUGCAAAAGCUCAGCACUUUGGCGAGGACAUUGUUGGCAACAAGAUAGUCACUCAGUUCUCUGCCUACCACAUCGUUCGCCGUGGCGACAAGAUCGACGUGGUCUAUGGGAAGCACGUGGAGUCCAUGGAGGUGAGCGGAGGAGGGACAUCUUUGCCAAGCGAGAACUGCAUCCAGUACAAUGACACUCUCUUCGCCGUGUGGCCGCCGGGAUCUCCACACAGCACGACAGAAGCAAGUGACAUGUAUGGUUUGACAGUAGAGAUUCCUUCUGGGUGGCAGGUUGUGGAUUCGUCCCAAGAAGGCUUCGACAACAUCCGGCAACGGGUGAUCGCUCCAUAUGGGUGGCACACAAAUCGCCUCCUGACCAGCGGCCCAGACGGUAAGCUGCAGGGAUGGGGCACAGCUAAUUGGGGCAGCUCCGCUGGAGGGCAAUGGACACCUGACAAGAUGGAAGACUACGUCGAGAAAAAGGACGAGUUCCGCUUCCACUUCAAGGAUUACAGUCUUCGCCUCCUGAUCCAGGCCCAUCCAUCCGCCAACCAUGAGCUGGUGAACAACUGGAAGCGUUACGUGCAGCUUUCAGCUCAGCGCGAGUGGUCUCAGCGCUUGGGCAUGGCACAUGGAGGAGCCAUCGAGGAAGGAUUGUACAGAGUCUCGGUCGAAUUGAUCACUGCCGCCUGCACCCUGCUGGAUGCCACUCCGGUGCGCCACUUGGAUUGGCACACGGCCAAAGUGACCCCCGCCUUCAAAGACGCCGAGAAGAAGGUGAAAGCCAAGUACGGGAAAUACUGGACCCAAGUGAGAAACCUGGACUGCAUGCUGGCGCAUGAGCAACGCCGGGUGACGAUCGACGGCCAUGGCAAUAUCAGGGAGAAGUGA